Messenger RNA from Trichosurus vulpecula (common brushtail), 5355 nucleotides. It is a transcript of the gene SKA3, whose product is annotated as spindle and kinetochore associated complex subunit 3. The transcript is spliced from 9 exons. Lineage: Eukaryota; Metazoa; Chordata; Mammalia; Diprotodontia; Phalangeridae. The coding region runs from base 93 to 1412 and encodes 439 amino acids. Gene Ontology annotation, biological process: chromosome segregation; mitotic cell cycle. Gene Ontology annotation, cellular component: spindle microtubule; outer kinetochore. The record is from RefSeq and is a predicted model, not a curated record.
GGCGCAUAGAGCUUCCUGGAGGAACGGUCUGGCUGUACUUGAAAUUCCUGCUGCCCGCUCCGACCUGGGCCCGAGCCUCCCCGACUUUGCCAAUGGACCCCAUCGGAAGGUUCUGCGGAAAGCUGCGUGACCUGGCCGUGACCCUGGAGAAGGAGACGACCCAGCUGCAGCGGGCGCUGAACGGAGAAGAGGAGGACUUUGAAGAUUCCCCAAUGAGAAUUUUACAUGGCUUGCAUUUGGAAGUGAAGACUCUAAAGGAUGAUGCUAAUAGUCUUCUGGAUAAAAGUCAUUUGGAGAGGCAAGAAAGCAACAAUUUUAUAAAGAACACCAAAUUGCUGAUGGAAAGGAAUACAAUGGAUAUCACAAAAAUAAGAGAUUUAUUCCAGAAAUAUGGAUAUAAGCCAAAUGCUAUGGAUGAUCCAGUGAUAAAGGAGAAUGUUGGUGAUGUUAAAGAAGAGGAGGCUAAAUGCAAAAACUCUCCAGAGUCUGAGGCAGAGAAGGAACAUACACCUCAUGGUUCUGUUCAAAAUAACCAUGUUUCUCAGAGCCCUCCACGUAGUCCGCAGCUUUCAGAUUUUGGAUUAGAAAAGUAUAUGUUUUCCAGAAAUUGGAAUAUUCAUCCACCAGCAAUGAAUAUUCCUAAGCAAGAGCAAAUAGCUAUGCAUACACCUUUUAAACAAUUCUCUCCAAAAGUGUUAAGAACUCCAAAAUGCAACUUAAAAAUGGAUGAGUAUGCAGUGGUAACUCCUAAGCUAGAACACUUUGGGAUUUCGGAACAUACCAUGUGUUUAAAUAAUGAUUAUACAAUGGUGCUUAAAAAUGCCCAGAAAAAUAAAAGUUUGUCUAAGAAUAAUACUCAUGGAAUAAACGUGGAAGCGAAAUUAGGAGGCAACAACAACAUCCUAAUCCCUCCUGGUUCCUCACUUGAGCAGUUGAAAGAAAAUUGUGCUAACCAUGCCAAUUCCCCUUUGGAGCCUGUAUUCUUCACUCCUGGCUUGAAAAUCCCAUCUAGAAACAGCAAUCCAGUUUUAAAUGUCCCUAAACCAAAAGAGCUUGAUCUCUCAACCAAUGACAAAGAAAUACUACUUCAUUCAAACUUUAAAAUGGAUAGGUUAAAAAAAACAACAAAGGGGAUAAUAAUUCCACCAACGUCAGACUCAGAUAUUUUGCCAAGCAGUUUGGAUUCAGAAGAUUGUACUCCAUUGGUUUCACAAUCUGCUAAGUGCUUUGAACAUCAUGGAGAACUCUCUCCUCCCAAGAUUUCUGUCAGUGAAAACCUGCUAAGAACACCCACACCUCCAGAAGUAACUACAAUUCCGGAUGAUAUUUCCCAGCUGUUAUCAAGGUAUGACUCAAAAUUAGCCACUCCACUAGCAUUUAAGCCAGCAAAGCACUUUCCCAAGUUUAAAUGAAAUAUUGCUCAAGAGGGAUCCAACAAAGUAAACUACUAAAAAGAAUUCACUAUAUGAAAUGGCACUAAAGAACACACAGACGGGAAGAGCAGCUAUACCAAACCUAGUAUAUUUAGAGGAGUUCCAUGCAGGAGACAAAAUAAUUUUUAAGGCACUUGAGAGGUAGAUUCUCAAAGGAACCUGAAAGAAGAGAGAACCAAAUAGUUGCAAGAAAAUCAUAGACUUUAUUUCUACUCCCCCAAAAAGUGACAGAGAAAGUAUCAAUAAUUCAACCUAUAUGCCUGCUUCCCCAUUUCUGCAAAUUCUUUAGGGAAAUAAUUUAUGUAUUGAAGGCAUUUAUAUUUAUAUAUUAAGGGCAUAAUUAAUGAAGAUAGGAGGAGAGAAUUGGCAGGCUUUACAAAUAAAACUACCUUUUUUACAAUUUAACAGUGUAGGUAAUAUAAGUUACCAUUCUCUUUUCUGUUUGUUAAAAACAGAGGAAAAUUUUGCUUUCAUGGAGCAAAGUGCCACCUUAAAGACUUGCUUCACUUUACAAGUCAAAAUCAUAUAAGAAUCCUUGAAAAAUCAAGAGACCUCUGACUCUCUGAUAAUGAAUAUAAAAGAGGAAGGAUAUAUGCUUACCAACAAUGUUUGCCACUGUUCUGGAUGAUAUUCAGCACAUAGGCCAAAUGGAAGAAGGAUUCCCCAUAGAUGGUGAGAUCCUCCAGACGUUCCUGUUUCCGUAUGACAUUGUGUUGAUCAUAAAAGAGUUCAUCCUACCUAUCCAAACAAGGAAAAAAAACAAAUGGGUGAAUCAUAUCUGUUUUCCAGACUAUGGUUGGGUAGCACAUAGAGCUGGUUCAUUAGUAUGUAGAUCUUGGACAGAGCUGUAAAUAGAUGAUGAGCUAGGGCUAGAUCUAAAGAGGAAAAGAAUGGACUAGAUUGCUUUAGGAAAGUUGUAUAGUGCUUUUAAUAACCUCAAGAUUCUCCCCAAAACAAAAGUCCAUCUUUUUUAACAUAAGCAUUUUACGGUUGAUGCCUAUACAGUUGCAAGUAAUAGGAUGGCAGUCCCUGAAGAAGACUUAAAGAUGUCAGCCAGCCAAAGGGCAGUAGAGGCACAAGUUGAGAUUUAUAAAGUGCUUUUCUACUCUCCCUAUUGGAUCCCUAAAGUAAUUCUAUGAGGUCUAAAUUCUGUUAUUGUGCAUAUUUUACAAAUAAGGAACAUGAGGCUCAUGAAAGGUAGAGUAAAUCACCCAGGCUCAGGAAGUAAGCAACCAGGGUAGAAUUUAAUCUAAGUCUUCUUGAUUGUAGAUCCUAUGCUCUAUCCACUUCAUCACAAUGCCUCUCUGAUGAAGAAUUGAACAAGAAAAAUAGUGUAAAGGGUGUCAGUGCCGUUUAACAGAAGCUGGGCUGAUCAUGAAACAAGAGAUUGAUAACUCAUCAGUAGCCCGCUUGGUUCAUUGGCAUCCACACAAUGUCUAGAGAUAGGUAGAAAGACAGAAUUUAGUAAGUGCUUAUCAUAUGCCACAAACUAUGCUAAGUACUUGGCAUAUAAAACAAGGAACUAGAUUAUCUCUCUUCUCAAGGAGUUUGCUUUCAAAAGGAGAAAGACAAAAUAUAACUGAGCCUGGAAGGCAGGGGCCAGUGAGAGAAUGUGAUUAGGAGGAUAUCCGUGGUGGGGGCACGGCUGUGCUGUUAAGGAAAUGGAAUGGGCCAGAGAAUGAAUUGAGCUGAGGGUAAAGUGAACAUGACUGGGGCCCUUGGUGAAAUGGUGUCUCUGCCAUGAGGCCUUCUCUCCUAAUUGGUAAGUACCUGGCCAGGUUCAAGAGCAAGUCUCCAGCAUGUUGGGUGGACCCCCAGUGGAGAAUUUUCAGAAGGAUCUAAAUAGGAAUUGCAUAAUAUGAGAAGAUAUGGGUAGUGUCGAAGAACUGGCUCAGUACUCUGAGAUUUCUUGCUUAAAUAAGGCAUUUCUUUAUUUCUUACAGCUUUGGGGGAAGAGACUCAAACAUUCUUAGUGUUUUGAAGAAUCUUCUUAAAACUAAACAAAAGUCAGUAUUAUUAUCUUUGUAUAGACAAAAAUGGUAUAUGGGGAUGUUUGAAAGAUCAUUGAGUUAAUACAGAGUUGGAGGACAAAUGAUAGACUGAGAAGUUGAUUUAUUGAGGCAGAGGCACAGCUCCUGAACUGUUUCUGGAAGCAAGUAACAUAUGCAGGGUAGUUGAUUACAGCAAGCUGAGCAGGUGUUUUCGUUUGUUUUGCCUCGAAACAACAGUUUCCAGUGAUUUGGAACAGUUUACUAUAGUCCUUCAAGUUAGCAACAUCUUACCUACCAAUAUUUCUGUAAUGUUAAGCUCUUGUAAUUAAUAAAGAUAGACUUAAAGUCCUGAUGCCUAAUUUCUCACGUUUUGUGCUUCUAGGGCACAAGAACAAUAGAUUUUGGGACUUUCUUCAUGGUCAGUGAGUCUGAGGAGGCAGCCAUCAUCACUUCUGUGCUCGUUGUAGAGAUCAAGGACCAUUAGAGGGACAUGUUUCUUUUGGGAAGAAUUAAGUGGUGGCAGAAGGCUUGAGAGAGGUAGCAGGCUAGGGUAAUGACACAACAAAAGAGAUGAGAUUCCUCUUGUGACCCGCCUUUCAUACUAAGGACUACGCAGUAUGAAUCAGCUGAGCACAUCUUUUUUUUGUUUGGGGUCAUUAUGAAACCUAUUAAUUACAUUACUAUGCAAUUAAUACUGUGUAACUUUGCCAGGAAAGUCAGAGAUAUAGGUAUAACAUUGUCUGAACUCAUUUUGUUAAUUAAUAAAUGGUCUGUCUAAUCUGUGUAGGAUCCUCUAUACCCAUGUAACUGUCCAUUCCCACGGACGUAGUAGUUGGCUUUGUUCCGGGGUGGCGUGUCUUCUUCACCAAUGGAUAAUCUAUCCAACACUAGUCUACAACAGGCCUUCCUGUCAGCAUUUGGCUUAGCAUCAGUUGGCAAGAGUGAAUCAGAACUAUUGGAGUUAAUGUCCUCCUCUUUUAGUGUAAUGUGUGGAAAGCCUUGGCAGUUUACUUAGGUUCUUAAACUGAGAGACUUCUACCAUGAACAGAGACACAAGAUUAAAUAUUAGGUAUAGCAGAGAUUGCUCUGGUUCUUUCAGCAAGGAUAGUUUGAGUCAGCCUAUGGAAGAUCACCCCUGCUGGAGAAUUGACAUCAGUAUUUUUCUCUUUCUUUGCCUAGCCACAGUGUUCUUUAUUUCUUGCAGCUGCAGGGGAAGAAGCAUUCAUAUCCAGACCCAGCAAGACAGAUUGUUUUUAUGAUCUUGGGAAAAUGGGCACCAUAUUUAGUGAUAAAUCAUUUUAAAUCAGUUUUCUCGAAGAGCAACAGAACACCCUUUCUGUUCCAAGGCUAAGCCCACAUCUACAGGAGAUAAAUGAAGUUAGUCCAGGAUUUGGGAGAGCUCAUCUCACAGUAUUCAUUUUAGAGGAAAUUUAAAAGAAUAGCUUUUAUUGCAAAUACUCAGAUUUCCCAAUUUGCAGUUUAAAAACUCAUUAGAAAAGCCAGAGAAACUUCAUUUUGAAAUCCUGUACAAAUUUAGUUUGAUACACCUUGUAAUUUUUAUGUCCUUUACUUGAUCCCAGAUUGUCCAUAUCUGAGAACAGAAGAAAUCUAUUCAAAUUGGGGAAAUUACCAUUUUUGUUUAAAACUAACUCCAUUUUUUAUCCUUUCUUUCAUAUGGGCUUAUAUUCACUUGACAGAGAAAAAAAAGCCAAAUUUUACUCUUUCAUUUAAAAUAAGACAAUAGUUAACUCUUUCUGGACUCAUUGUAGUUUUGCUUUGGGCGGGCUCUCAGUUUUUCUCUUUGCCACACCACAGAAAUGUAACUUUUAUGUUUACUUUUUAUUUCUUUUUUGCCAUUUUAUUUUUCAAGGGACUUCUUUUUUGCCUUUUUCUCCCCUAGAAUCAUCCUGUGCUUAAAAAUGCUACUUUUC